Molecule: messenger RNA, 5221 nt
Organism: Frieseomelitta varia
Lineage: Eukaryota; Metazoa; Arthropoda; Insecta; Hymenoptera; Apidae
Exons: 3
Coding region: 185-820 (211 amino acids)
Source: RefSeq, a predicted model, not a curated record
UUGCUGCGUGUAUAAAUAUAUGUGUGUGUAUAAAUAUAUAUACAUAUAUAUAUACGAAAAAUAGACAUUCGCGCGUGCAUAUUGUCGGUCAGGUGCGCGAAAACAAAACCGUAGCAGUGGAAGCCCGAGGCUAUCCGGUGUUUGGCAAGCUGUCGCUGAUUCUCAGUGAUCACUACGAUCCAGGAUGAUCGUCCUCGCAUGGUCCUUGUUCGUGCUGGUUUCGUUACUCGUCUCCAAUCAAGCGUUCCUCGCUACUCCCGUAUCAGUUCAUGGAGCGCCGAGUUACGAUAUCACUGGCCACGUUCAGCCACGAUUGGAGAGCAACGAGGUGAUUCAUAAAGUUAACAACAACCACCACCAACACCCGGCCGAUUCGACAAACGACGAACGCGACAACGAGCAAACGGUCUACGUGAUCGAAUUCGAGUCCGAGUCGAACGAGAAGGAAGAAACCAUGCAGAACAAAGGGAAAGACUCGAAUUCUCAGAACGGAAACGAUCAAAACCCCCUGGACCCGUGGUCGAUCGUCUGGUACAUUGGUUCGUUCGGAGGUUUGGUCGCUUUCUUCCUAAUCGUCAGUUGUUCAGAGUGGUGUUGCCGUCGUGGUGGACGGCCACUGACUGUCCCCUACGCGCAACGAACUGAAGCGUUGAACGGGCCAGUGACAGAAACACCGCCCCCGCCGUAUCACUUAUUUGCACCGCCGUCGUACGAUUCCGUGAAUUACGGUGAAAUCGUGGACAAAACGUCCGGAGAGAAAUUAGACAUUUACGUGAUAUCCGUGCCGAUUCACAGACCUGUAGUCCAGGUUCCAGCCUAAGACUACCUCCGAGAGAGAUCCUCGACAGGGAGGGAUCUCGGGAUUUCGAAAUCAAGAUGGGAAAAAAAAACCUCGACAAUUGUUCGUUAAAGUUGUCCAGCACGAUGUGGACUGUACUGCACGAAGAAAAUAUACAUAGACUUGUUGAAGCUUCCUCGUUGGCAUCCCCUCUAACCUGGGAGGAGGGUGUCACUUUGACAAUCGUCUGCCGAUCCACGGCCGAAGGUUCGUUAGAAAUGAAUCGUGGAUCGAGGAGGGACGCAGGACGAGCUCGAUGAAUACGUUGGUUCAAUUCGCUGCGGGGUGUAUUUCGAGUAUCGAGCGAAUACUCGGAAGAAGAUGCUCUUGCUGAAGAAACAAAUUACAAUGGUACGAGAAGAGGAAUGAGAUUGAUUAGACGUACUGUUUGGAUUUCUUGUGCGCCGUGGAAUGGAUAGGAAGAUGAGCAAAGGUUAUCUACGGCGAAGAAGUUUCUUAAACGUGAAGAUUUUCUUAGGAGGGAAUACUCGAAAGAGCGAAGAAGAUUUUUAUUUACGAUAGAAGAAACAAGCUUGAUAGAUAUGUCGUUCGAAUUUCGAAGAUGUUCGAGUAUUCGAAAGAACGAUGAAGUUUGUCGUUCGUGGAGCAAACAAUUUUUUCGAAUUUUUUUAUCCAGUGCGCCGAGGGAAACGAGUAAACAGGAGACGACGCUUCGAAUUUCUACGACGAUCGAUGAAAAUCGGGUUCGUAGGAAACCUCUGACUGUACGUAUUGUAAUGUAUUUGAAAAAAGAAACGCUGUGUUUCUAAGUGAGCGAACGAAAAAAAACUGGAAGUUGACAAACGAUGCAAACGAUUUCUAAGGUUUAAAAAAAAAAAAAGAAGGAUACCAGCGGAAGAGAAAUAAGCUAACAAUAAGCUAAAAAACGAUAAUGAGCAAUCUCAUGGUGUAUCUCCGACAUAGGUCCAACUGCGAAGCAAUGUUCUCUGUGAUGAUGUUCGCGAAGCGAACUGAAAUUUAAAAAGAACUAGAGAUAAAUUUUUUUAUCGCGUGUGCUUUUGAAAUGAACCCGUUGCGCGGAUAUUGACGAAGAAACUUUACUAUUUUUUUUUUUUUUUUUAACAAAAUACGAAGUGGUAGAUUAACGAAAUGCGAAUAUAACGCGUGUAUAUUUAAGCUCGACUUCGUUCGACGAUGGACGAACAAAGAAUUCGAACAAAUCGCGCGUGUGUUUCGACACUUUUAAACAAAAUGUUUAUCCGAACACUGCCUAGUCAGGUGAAUGAUCGAAGUUCGAGAGUCAUUCUAAUCCUUCCAAUUUUCUAACGGUCUCUACAUGCUGAUUUUUGCUCCUGACUUUGCUCGUGACCAGCUAAGAGAAGGAGAAGAAGAAAAAAAAAGAAACAAAAACUGCCAUAUUUUCGUACACCUUCGAGGACACUCUUCUACCAUGUAGUUUCUAACUUCAUUUUCGACCCAAUCGUGCUUGUUUCUCAAAUUUUUUAAACGUAGGAAAUUUCUUAAAAUUAUGACAAAAACACGAUAUCAUUGCUGAUACAAUUUCUCUUUGCAAUUUUAUAAUAGAACUUCUCCUAAAAUAUUAACCUGUUAACCAGAAGAAACGAGCCAUUUAAAUGAUUUAAAUUCUUUUACGUGUGUAACGUUAUUUUUGUUACGAAUAAAUUAUCUACACGCAGUAUUUUAAUACGACUUGCGUAUCAGCAGAGAGCAAACGUAUUAACUUUUAAUUUCAUAAAUAGAAGUUUUUAAUUAAAGGACGAUAAAGUUAACAGGUUGAAGAUUAUUUGUUUUCAUCUGUCGGGAAAAUAAUAAAACUGGGAUAUAUGUAUUUAUGAACUGUAUGAGCGCAGCGAGGUUAAAAAGUAGAGAGGGAUCGUAUAGAGAAGUUCAGAAACUGUACGAUUGAAAAAUUAAACGAAAAUGUUCGCUACAUUUUUUGUUUAUUUCUGAUUCUAAUUAUUGAAUCACACAUUGAUCUUUUGAUUAUUCUCAGAAACUCUAAUAAUAACUGAUUUUCUUUAUCCUGCUAUAUUCUUUGGAUCAUUUUCGAUCAAUGACUUUCUCUAAUUUUGAUUACAAAAUCAUUAGCUACGUUACAACAUACUAUCUAGUAUUUUUUCAUCUUUCAAGGAAUGUCUUCUUUUUUAACUUUUUGAUUAAAAUUAUACACGUGUGCCUCCCAGAAGCUAAACCGAUCGACUCCCAUAACGUUCUGAAUUUUAUUUAACAGAGAAAAUUACAUAGUAAAUUUAUAACAAAUUAUAUAGUAAAUUUUGAACAAUAAUGUUUAUAAUCUAAUUCAAUUUUAUAGCAUUGCUCGACGUUACUUCUGAUUUAAAUUGGAUGACAAAAAAAAAAAAAAAGAGGACACAGAGAAAAUGCUAAAAGUCUAGUUUCCUUUAGUUUCGCAGACAGAUUUUAACCAAAUUAAAAAUUAAGGUGAAGGUAAAAUAAUUAAAGAUAAAUAGGGGUGUCUUUUAAAGAAGAAAAGAAAAGAAGAUACAAUAGCUCAGUUGCGACCGUUCUGCUAAUUGCCCUGAGUUGAACAGAGCCAAUUACAGCCGCAAUUCCUUGCUACUUUUUGUUUUUCCUUAACACUCUUUUUUCCCGGGUUAUGUGUAUUUGCAUGGGAACGUUGCAUAAGAGGGCGCGCGCGCGCGCGUGUGUGUGUGUGUAUGUGACUCACUUUACAACUUGAAAUGAUUUAUCAACGAGACACGUGUGCGAGAAGUUCGAAUAAUAUCUAAUAUUACUACACGCGAUUGACCUCAAUCGCGAUCGUUCCAAGUCCGACAAUUGCAGACGAUUAUACAUAAAUUACGAAUUGACUGCCAUAAAAAGAAUUUAAGCGAAGGGGGUCACGAUAGUAGUUUGCGAAGCAUUCGUACGAUCAUGCCUCGAGGAAAGUACGAGGAGAGAUUCUUAUGUCAUCUCACGAAACUGCUCGAACACUCACAAAAAAUCUUUGAGACUCGUGUGUCUUCUGCGAGCUACGUAUUUUGAGAUUUCACUAGCACCGUGAUAGAGGCCAAUUAUCAUGAUUAUGUUGGCAAAAUUUGAAAGAACUGUGAAGCUAUGUUUAACACAGAUUCCGAAAAUAUUUAAACAAUCGUGCAUUUUGUUGAUAAAUUAGUAAGCGGUACUACUCACGCAGUAUACGAAUCUUAUUAUUAAAUGCAUGCUUCCGGUAAACGAACCAUACAAAAGAAUCACACUGAUCAGCCACAAACUCCAUAAAUCGAAAAUAUCUGAAUAUUUGUAAAUAUUCGCAUUCUUUCAUUAACAGCACGCCCCGCUUGUUAUUUGAAUCACGAAAGGAGAGAUACCGCGUAUUCGAUACAAAUGACAGUGACUUAUGUACAAUUAUACCCACGACAGGAUUUUUUUUUUUUAAAUAAUUCGUUGCAUUUUGUUUUGUUCAUCUUUCUUAAUGUGAAUGCGAUUUAAUACGAAUUUACACAUCGACGAGGAAAUAUAUAGUGUACAGUGGCUCAUGAAAAUAUUUAAACACCUUGCAGAGAAAACUUCGAACUUAAAAAAAAAAAAAAACUUGCUACGUGAAUUAAAAUUUUAAACAAAUUAAAGUUUUAAAAUUUCAUCAGCAGAGUGUAAACGAUUACAUUCGUGAAAUUUGAGAUCUAUCUGAAAAUAUUCACGAAAGUUACUAGAUACUUAAAUAAUGCAUAAAGAUUAAUAUACCGCAUUAAAUGUAGAAUUUUGUGAAUGAUAAACUUGAAUACUGACGAUUCUUAAUAAAAGAUUAAAAUAAUACACGAUAUAUUCAUCAAAGGAUCUUUGCAAGUGUUCGAAUAUUUUCGUAAAUGAUUUCGUAAACAUUUUCAGUCUUCUCGUUUUCAGAGCUGUCAUUUCUGUUAAAGAAACAGAAUUUAAUACUUGAAAUAUCAAACGUUUCGUUAGGAAAAGAAAUAUUAGAUACAUUCUGCGAUUCACAUUUACAAAUUAUAAAUGCGGAAAGUGUGGAAAAUACUCGAAAAUUAGACUAUUACAUGUGAGCAAGCUACGUAUUGCAGAAUCUAGUUUUAUUUAUAAUAACGUUGUCGCGUUGAUCUCCGCCGUUUAGCUUUAACCGGUUUGAUUAAAAGGUUCGAAUAAAAAGCAGGAGACGAAAAGAAUUUUAUAUAUGAAUGUGUGGAAGGAUGUUAGAGAAAUUUAUCGUACAAUGUCAAUUACUAUUAUUACCAUUAUAAUCACUAGCAGUGUUAUUAUCGUUGGAAUCGUAAUCGUAUUCCCGGUCGCGAUUGGAACACAUUACGAUGAAUUUGCUCUCAUUAAGUCUUACAAAGUCGCGGCGCCGUCAUUAUUUAUUUUUUAUACUUUUAUACAUACUGUUUAUACCUAUUCGAACAUCACUAUAUGUUAUCAAUAAAAAUUUCUUUUCUC